Messenger RNA from Anguilla anguilla (European eel), 678 nucleotides. RefSeq lists its product as uncharacterized. Lineage: Eukaryota; Metazoa; Chordata; Actinopteri; Anguilliformes; Anguillidae. Bases 1 to 678 code for a protein of 225 amino acids. The record is from RefSeq and is a predicted model, not a curated record. The transcript has 7 exons.
AUGGGCUCGGUUUUCAUCUGUAUUCGGCUUGUGUUCGACACCAUCAAGACCGUCCCCAGCGAGAAAAACCCUGAACUCAGGAAUGAGACAUACAAACUCAUCCAGGAUGCAAUCGACAAACUGCUGAACCUAAUGCUGAUCCAACCUGAAGAAAAUCCUUUCCACUUCCCGCAAGCAAUUUUUACGAUCACACCUAACCAGAUUAAUGCCACUGUGGAGUACGUCUAUCAGAAAGGUGACAUCAAUGAGCCAAGCAAAUUCUUAACUGCAGUCCUGAACGCUAGCGGCCUGGCCACCACCACAGCCCCCACUACAACUGAACCUCUCACUACAACAGCUGUUCAGACAAGUGGAGAACCAACCACAACAACUGGCCCAAUUGCAGCCACAAUAACCCAAACAAUCUCUGGAAUGAUGACCCCCACUGCAUUUCAAACCAGCACAAGUCCACAUGGAACCAUGGGCUCGGUUUUCAUCUGUAUUCGGCUUGUGUUCGACACCAUCAAGACCGUCCCCAGCGAGAGUGAGAUUGUCACUAUGGCCCAAACUCUCUUGGAUGCUCGUCUAUGGCAGAUGAACGAUACAGUGAAAGCGCCGAGCAACAUGACGGACUUGAAUGAUCCAGUGAGAGUGCAGAAUAUUACUUAUCAGCCUGAACCUAAUGCUGAUCCAACCUGA